Schizophyllum commune H4-8 is the source of this 489-nucleotide messenger RNA. RefSeq lists its product as uncharacterized. The record is from RefSeq and is a predicted model, not a curated record. NCBI's taxonomy places the organism in Eukaryota, Fungi, Basidiomycota, Agaricomycetes, Agaricales, Schizophyllaceae. Bases 1 to 489 code for a protein of 162 amino acids. The transcript is spliced from 2 exons.
AUGGUCGAUGCGGACGCGAUCUCUGCUCUCUCGCAGGCGUCACAAGAGCCGCCGAUCUUCACUGACACGGACGCAACGCGCGGCGACGACGUGCAGGCGCACAAGGCCGCGUUCUUCUUCAAGCUCGAGCGUGAGCUGGAGAAGAUCAACCUCUUCUACCUGCAGAAGGAGGCCGAAUUGCGGCUUCGCCUUGAGACGCUGCUAUCCAAGCGACGAGCUGCCGUCCUGCGUGGUGUGCCCUCUAGCCCAGACGAUGUGGCGCAGAAGAACGUAGAAUGGAGCGCGGUAGAGGAGGGCUUCCGCCUGCUUGAGCGCGAUCUCGGCAAGCUCCAGGUAGAUAUGCUCGCGCACCCGCGUGCCACUCAUCCGCCCACAUACCCGCUAGCAAUAUAUAGAGAUCAAUGCCACCGGCUUUCGCAAGAUCCUCAAGAAGUUCGACAAGCGGUCGAAGAGCUCAACGAAGGAACUGUAUCUUGCGCGUCAGGUUGA